AUGGCUACCUACGUUAUUAUAAAACAAGGUCCAGCUAUUUACUCUCUGGGUAACAAAAAUUCCAGCCGUUCCAAUCACAAGCAACAGAACUAUCAUCCGUCGAACAAAGAGCCUCAAUCACGAGAAUCUCUGUGUUCUUCUAGGCAGCCGCCAGUACGUUUCGAGCUCUGCGACGCAGUUAAACGUGUAGUGCGCCCGCAUAACGAACAGAACAAGGCGCAACGCGGGGAGGAAAACACGAGCGCGUAUAAAAAGAGAAAAUGAAAUGUCGUGCGACUGGCAGUUUCGACCAAUGGGACGUCCAGGAUGACAAAGCUCGCGACGAUCGCGAUCGCCCUUCUAGUUUGCAGCGUCCCGCGAUCCAAAGGGAUCGAUCCACGGAGACUGAGCGACAGGAGAGCAGCGCCGGCAGGUAUCUCAGACGAUGCUAUCACAGGAAUUUUCCGAAUUAUCUCGAUGGGAACAUCGACCGAGGAGGACGACGAGCAGCUGGUGAAGUUCGUCAAAGAGGAAAUCGUGAGGACGGCGCAGAGCAUUAAAACACCGUCAGGUUCGAUCGAAGCUACCGCCAGAAGAGCUCAAAGACUGGUCACCGAAAUGACGGUCGCUUACACGACCGCCAUUUACAAGUCGAAGUCCACCGAGGAAGCCAGAACGAACUUUGGGCGUUUUCAAAACACCGUGCAAAAGAUCGUUGAUUUUAUCAAGGACGGCCAAUUCGUCAUCUGA
Messenger RNA from Habropoda laboriosa, 729 nucleotides. RefSeq lists its product as uncharacterized. Lineage: Eukaryota; Metazoa; Arthropoda; Insecta; Hymenoptera; Apidae. The record is from RefSeq and is a predicted model, not a curated record.